AUGGACUUCCCACAAAAUGAGGCAAAACCUAUCCGUGCUGAUGAGAUCAGACAUGGUAAGCGUAGCUACGCCCCCCCCUAUAUGACGGCGGUCAAAAAGGGAAAAAGAGACGGUGAGCGAAAAGCUUUCGUUGUAGCUGAUCUAGAGACAUUAAUAACCGGCGAGGAGAACACGCAUAAGCCGUAUGCAGCGGGUCUCAUGCUUGUUCUCCCAAAGGAGCCUGUCAAGUACAAUAGGGUGGAAACCUAUUUCAGCGAGGACUACAACAUAACAAUAAACUCCUUUGAUGAAAGGAGUAGUAAGGUGCUUGAGGACUUUGUGUCCAGAAUUGAGCAUAUAGCUAAAGGUUUUAGGCCCGCCCUAACAAUUUACUUCCAUAACUUAGGAAGAUUCGAUGGGCUUUUCUUGCUAAAGCACCUGACGUCUAAUUGGAAGGGUGAGGUAAGAACUAUAAUGCGAAACAACCGCAUCUACGAGAUCAGUGUCAAAUCAGGGAAGAGAGUUCUAUUCCGUUUCCGCGACUCGUUGAAUAUGUUAAGGGGUACGCUUGAUUCACUUUCAAAGAAUCUAUGCCCUGAACUCGGGCAUAAAGGGUUUGUUGAUCAUAAGAAAGUGACUCUCCAGAAUCUGGAAAGUAUGAGGGAGGAAUUGAUAGACUAUUUGAGGAAGGACGUCCUUCUCCUUGGCGGUGUGAUGCAAAAGGCGCAAAAGCGAAUUUGGGAUCAACUCGAGGUUGACAUAGAGAAAAAGCUUAGCCUUAGCGCAUUGGCGCUAUACCUCUUUCGUCAGAAGUUCUACGAACCAGAUAAAUGGCCCAUCUACAUCCCAAACCCCAAUGAGGACAGGUUUCUGAGAGAAGGUUACUACGGUGGUCAUGUGGAUACGUAUAUACCAGUAGGUGAGAAGCUACACUACUAUGAUGUAAACUCGCUUUAUCCUUUUGUAAUGAAGGAAAACAUCAUGCCCACUGGGCGGCCUGUCUGGCAUGGGGAUUUGCGUGAGCGGGACAUAGAUAGCCUCUUUGGCUUUAUCCGGGCAUAUGUGAUCUGCCCGAGGACGAAGAAUUUCAAAAGGCCCUUUCUCCCCUAUCGAAUGGAAGAUAGGACUCUGGUCUUCCCGACAGGGAAGUUUGUAGGGGUAUACUUUAGCGAGGAACUCAAGUAUGCCAAAAAAAUAGGCUACACUGUAGUCCCAAUGAGUGGAUACCUCUUUGAGAAGGGUGAGGGAAGCCCAUUUAAAGACUUUGUUAGCUCUCUCUCGGAGAAGAGGAAAGAGGCGAAGAAAGAAGGGAAUGUAGCGAUGGACUACGUCUACAAGAUACUAAUGAAUUCUCUCUACGGUCGAUUUGGUAUAAACCCUGAAAGCACUACUACCGAGAUCUGCGACGAUGCUCGCCUCAGGGUUUUGGUUCAAACGUGUGAGAAGUUCAUAUACAGUGAGCCCCUUAGACAAAAUCUAAACCUCGUUGCUUACAUUAAGAAUACAAACCCGACCUCGGGGGAAUGGCGCUACAAGAAGAACGCGGCGGUCCAGUUAUCGGCAGCAAUAACUGCUUACGCUAGGAUAUACCUUUAUCCCUAUAUCUCAAGAGAGGAUGCUUACUACACGGACACAGACUCCGUUGUGGUGUCGCAUCCUCUCCCAUGCGAUGUUGUUUCUCCUUUUGAGAUAGGGAAAUUGAAGCUAGAAGACGAAAUAGAGAAGGGUAUCUUUUUAGCGCCCAAAGUCUAUUGGUACCAACCAAAAAAGGAGUCAACCUGUCUAAACUUCUCUACAAAAGUCUUCCCCUCGCUGCUGGUCUUUAAACUUGCAACUGCUAUCUAA
Molecule: messenger RNA, 1824 nt
Organism: Lycium ferocissimum
Lineage: Eukaryota; Viridiplantae; Streptophyta; Magnoliopsida; Solanales; Solanaceae
Product: DNA polymerase-like
Exons: 1
Coding region: 1-1824 (607 amino acids)
Biological process (GO): DNA replication
Molecular function (GO): nucleotide binding; DNA binding; DNA-directed DNA polymerase activity
Source: RefSeq, a predicted model, not a curated record